Molecule: messenger RNA, 3410 nt
Organism: Exophiala viscosa
Lineage: Eukaryota; Fungi; Ascomycota; Eurotiomycetes; Chaetothyriales; Herpotrichiellaceae
Product: ubiquitin thiolesterase
Exons: 2
Coding region: 199-3294 (1031 amino acids)
Source: RefSeq, a predicted model, not a curated record
CGUGUGCAUCUUGUUUCACUCGCUAGGACCGUGUAUUUAUAUCUGUUACCCGGGAUCGGACAACCGAACUGGAAUGACGUUUCGCUUCAGUAACCCUGCGGAAUUGCAUAUCUCUGAAACUGGUUCGAAAAUGAGGGAGGUGGUUUCGACAAGUUCAAUAUUCAGAAAGAGGUGAUUCAGCCGGUUGGGGGCUUCAACAUGUCCGACAACGGCAGCAAUGUUUCGAGGCGAUCUUCCUCUCAGACCUCUCACGCCUCAGCAGAUUUGAAAAAGCCUAAGACGCUGCGAGGAGCACCAAAGCGACAUGGCUCCAAGGCUUCCUCCAGAUCUAUCGACGAAGAUGACCCUGCAUUGACAUCCUUCCCUUCCUUCUCUCCGGAACCCGAAUCGAAGUCGUCAGACGUGACUGUGCAAGAGGUGGUACCCAGGCCCAUAAGAACAAUAUCACAGAAAGUGCGAGAAAGAAAGGCAACUCUGGCUGGGCUGACCAGUGGUUCUCCAACAUUGAACAAACAAAAUGCUCUGUUCGACGACUCGCCGCGUUCGUCAAUCGACAUCCCGGGCUCACUGCACCUGGCAGGAGACGACCACAUUGAACGACUCAUAGCCAAGACUGGCGCGGUGAAGCUACUCCGACAAUACGCAUCCGACCUGGCUCAGCGGGAUGCCGAGAUCUCAACUCUGCGCAUUCGAGCAGAUUUAAGGGAGAGGGAAUUGAAGAGGCUCCUACGGGAAGCGAAUGUAUCAACAUCGGAGGUGGAAAAGCGUUUGCUUCGUCUGGAACAGGGUGCUUCUGGUGCAGAAGAUCAGGACCGAUCAAGCACCCCGGGCAGGACAGCAUCUGCUACAUCGCUCAACGGCAUGAUGAAUGAGGCCAUGGCGGAUGGCAUGAUAUUCGCGAGCUCCUUGGAUGGAACCAUCGAUUCAACACCAGAGCCCCAAAGUCCUGUCAAUCUCUUGCACUCCGAUCCAAAGGGCAAUCGCAGUAGGGCUGAGUCUACGGCAUCUACGUCAAUACAGCGUAAAGAUAGCAGGGCAGCGAGCAGAGCUAACAGCCUACUCAGCGAGACCAGUCAAGACUUGGAUGCCACUCUGCGCCCUCGGGUUGCAAGCUCAAGUUCUAACAAGGUUUCAGCGCUGCAAAACAUAUUUCAACAACCAGCAAAUUCCUCUAGCUACUUCAUUGGAGGAAAGCCGCUUAGAAAGCAGAAACUUGGUGAUGAGAUUAGUGUUCGCUCGAAUCAAUCUGGUCGAUCAUUUGCUUCCUGGACACAAAUUUUCGGUGGAAAGACUCAAGCAGGACGAUCCAGAGCGUCCUCAGUGGGACAAGAUGCCAACAACACGAAUACAGCAAGCGAAGCGGAAGCCUCGCUUUCGAACUUGACGAAGACACGCACAAAUCCUCCACAACCUACCACUGAAAGCGGGAAGAUGCGGCCACCAGCACGACGUGUUCCGACCGCGACCAGACUCACACCAAGCCCGAAUCAUGCUCGAAAGGAGUCUAACGCGAGCAGCAUUCCCCCAACCGUGGAGCUGGACUCCAUGAUUGAAAGCUCACAACUGCCACCGACCAUGACCAAUCAGUACAAUGACAAGCACGGCUUGCUAACAGACAGAUUUGGUUUCAUAUAUGACCAACAUCGACGCAAACGACAAAAUUUGCAACUCGCGCGGCACAAGCGCAACAAAAUGAGCAACACGGAGACCAUAGCGAGCUUUCGAGCCGGAGAAAGUCCAGGGUCUGGAGAGCCCCCGGUUGAAAGACCAUCGACCCCAGCUUCGAUCGAGGAUGAAUCACCUAAGAAGUCGUGGCAGGAUUAUUUGAAAGUCCCUGCAGCCUUGUCAUCGGGAAGACCUAGGGAACUGCUGUCGCAUACUCCAUCUGCGAGUGCUGUGGUCACAGUCAACACUGCUGAUGUGGCUGGCACGAUUACUCCCCCACAUAGAAGUCGAGAGACAUCUUUGUCGGCUCCUGUCUCGGCGCAGAAAGCGCUUCCAACAACUAGCGUCGUGACGGAGCCGCAGACUUCUGCAGUCACAGUCACUUCUUCAGAUUUCUUGGCCGAUGGCGAGGUCGAAUCUGCAAAUGAGUCUGGUCCUGCUAAAAUGCUGCUCGAUCAGUUGACAGACCUUCACGACGCGUUGCAAACCGAGCGAGGUGCUCGCUGGAACGAUUUCUUACGUCGAGUGCGAGCCGAGAGAGCGAGUAGUUCAGACCGGACGAGCAACAACACACCUGAAGCGGAUCUUCUUGACGGCGAACUUAUCGGUAUUGCAACGCUCGGGCGAUCCAAGCAAACGAAGAACAAAUAUUUGCAUUUCAAAUCCUUGGUUCUCGCUGGCAUACCCGUAGCGCUUCGACCAAAGAUCUGGGCGGAAUGCUCAGGGGCAAGUGCACUACGAAACCCAGGCUACUAUGAAGAUCUGGUGGCUCGUUCGGAAGAAGGCACAGACAUUGACCCAGAUAUUGCAAGUCAAAUCAAGGCGGAUGUUCGUCGCACAUUGACAGAUAACGUUUUCUUCCGCCAUGGACCUGGUGUCCAGAGACUGGAAGAGCUGUUGAGGGCGUAUUCAAUCCACAAUCCUCGUAUUGGAUACUGUCAAGGCAUGAACCUCAUCACCGCCUCACUCUUGCUCAUUUGCGCCACGGCAGAAGAUUGUUUCUGGCUGCUCGUAGCCAUCAUCGACGUCAUUCUUCCUAGCCAAUAUUUCAGUUCGACCUUGUUGGUCGCCAGAGCCGAUCAAGUCGUCCUGCGUCAAUAUGUUGUCGAGAUCCUUCCCAAAUUGAGCGCCAAGUUGGAAGAGCUCGGUGUCGAACUCGAGGCAUGCACAUUCCAUUGGUUUCUGUCGCUGUACACUGGCGUCUUGACGGGUGGAGAAGCCCUCUACCGUGUCUGGGAUGUUAUACUUUGUCUCAACAGCUCCGAUGCGGUCCCGCAGGUUCUCAGUCAGAAGAAUCUUACAGUGGACAUGCCGUCGCUCAACCUCAGCGCACCGCCUACGCCGACCACGCCUAGCAUGCCCGAUCUUAACAAUGCCGAUGGUGAACACGACGGCACCAGUUCACCGUUCUUGUUCCAGCUGGCUCUGGCGCUGUUGAAACUCAAUGAAAAUGCGAUUUUGGCACUGGAUUCGGCGGCACAGGUGUACACGUACAUCAAUCACAACAUGACGAACCAUGCUAUCAGCAUCGAUGCGUUGAUUCAAGCUAGUGAGGCGCUAAGAAUCAGAGUCAAGAGAAAUGAAGUUCUGGAACGAAGGAAGGCUGCUAUCAAAGAGCUUGGAGCGUGAUUGCCCGGCCCAGCAUUUUUGGCUGCGAGCCCAGUGGUGUUGCUUGGGCUGGAUAGGAUAUGAUAUGAGCGAUGAGCCAGCGGCGGGUCUGCGAGCAUGGAUUCGGUUUCCUUUGU